Parnassius mnemosyne (clouded apollo) is the source of this 696-nucleotide messenger RNA. The record is from the annotation of a GenBank genome assembly. NCBI's taxonomy places the organism in Eukaryota, Metazoa, Arthropoda, Insecta, Lepidoptera, Papilionidae.
AUGGCUACGAGACAGCUUUUAAUCGCGGCUGCUUUACGUGAAGAACGAUUGGAGCGUAGAAGGAACCGGCGCCGCCUGCGUAAUCAAUUAAAUAUUUCAAAUAUUCCCGAUCUAGAGUUUGUCGGAAAUUACAGACUCAGUCGGGAAUUAUUCGAGGAGUUGUGCCAGGACAUAGUGCCUUUAUUGCCUCCAAAGGGAAGACGACAUGGAAUCGAGCCCACACUUAAAAUACUUACUGCUUUGAACUUUUAUGCCCGAGGAAGUUACCAGGGGUCAGUGGGACAAAAUAUGGAUGGGCCCAUGGCACAACAGACAGUGUCCCGUUGUUUACAAGAGGUAACAACUGCACUUAAUGCACCUCACAUACUAAGGAAGCACAUAAGAUUCCCACAAAAUAGGAAUGAAAGGAAUCUUAUUAAGCAGAAAUUUUAUGAUAAAUAUGGGCUACCCGCUGUGGUGGGGUGCAUCGAUUGUUCACAUGUAGCCAUAGUGAGGCCUUCGGAGCACGAGGAACGAUAUUUUAAUCGAAAACAUUUUCAUUCGAUUAAUACUCAAGUUAUAUGUGACAGUGAUUUAUUAAUUACAAAUGUUGAUGCUUCAUAUGGUGGAGCAACUCACGACGCUUAUAUUUGGAGGGAAUGUGAUCCUCUCUUCUCCGACGACUUUGCAGCGGGCGGACGUGUGUCGUGUUUUUAA